AUGAGGAGAUUGGUUCUGCUUUUCGCUCUCAUUGGAGCUGUGCACUCAGUGGUUUCACAAGAUAUAUAUCAUAAAAUUGCUGUUCAAACUGGGUCUGCUUGCUAUCGUUUGUUGAACGGUACUCAUCAGUUUGGAUGUCACACAACGAAGCAAGACGGUAGCGGUGUUGUUAUUGUUCUUAAGACAGAUGAAGAUGUAUCAAAAAUUAAAACUUGCUGGAGAGAUCGAUUCCCAGAAUACGAUGGUUCCUUCUAUAUUAUGAUAGAUCUAUUUCUUUUCGACAGGACAACCAUCGAGGUGUUACGGCGAACAGAUUGUGUUAAAGGAAUAAUUUUGACGAAAAAGGAAGAUCUACCCAUAGAUUCUCAAGUUCAUAACUCCCACGAUAGUAUUUGUCCAAACGAACAGACUAGUUUUUAUAAGGAUGGUUGUGAGAAAAACGUAUGGAAUGAAGCGGCUGUGAUUCCUCAAGGAUUACGAUAUUUGGACUGGGACAAGCAAAUUUUGUUCUUAUCAAACAGCACUGAUAUUGCUUCGAUUGAAAAGUGUUAUGAUUUGUUCAACAAGCCAAAUGAUUCUUCAACCACAUCUUUCCCCCUAUGUGCUGUUUCUUUCUCUCUACGUAAUAUGGCCGCCGGAUCGUCUGAGAUUUGCUAUAGAAGAAGUCAGCCUAAUUCACGCGUUUUGGAUUUGAAUAUCGACGAUAGAUCUGGGUUGUGUCAUAGCUUGAGUGGAAGAAGUAUCGUAGCAUUGCUGCCGCCCAAUAAAAGAACGAUUGAACAGAACCAAUCUAAUAGUCACUACCUUCUACUUGCUGCGAGACUGGACAGUUUUGGUUUAAUACCUGAAGUUUCUUUUGGUGACAUUUCUGUUGUUACAUCUCUGAUUACUAUGCUAGCUAUAGCCAAAGGAAUUGGAGAUAACUACGAGAGUUUUGAAAGCGCCAGUUCUAAUUCUAACAAGUAUUUGCUUUAUUCGUUGUUCAAUGGGGAAGCGUUCGACUACAUAGGGAGUAGCCACAUGUUCUUCGAUAUUGAAAACAACCGUUUUCCUCACGAUGACGAUAAAAACGCCUUGUUUGAGCAGGUUUCCCCGGAAAGCAUAGUUGCUGUGAUUGAGCCUCAGCAUAUGGGAUCUGGCCAUGAGUUGAAUAUUAUAGCGGAUAGCAAUCAGUUGAAAUCAGAAAUGGUAAAAACUAUUGUAAAAUCUCUGAGACGAGGAGCACGUGCUCGGAAUACUACUAUCAACCCUCCUGUUCAAAAUUCUCGAAUGCCACCUUCAUCAUGGCACCCGCUCAAAAAGAUUAACCCAAAAGCUGUUGGGGUUGUGUUAGCUCCUUUCACGACCGGAUAUCAAUACUCACGGAUAAACAGUAUGCUCGAUACUAACACUUGGACUAAGGAGCAAACUCAUAGUGCAAUGGAACAAAUUGCAGUAGCUGCUUCCUCUAUAUUAAGAGCUGCAGCUGAUUUUGUCGGUUUAAAUGAGUCUGCUAAGAGUUCAUUGACUGUUGAUGAUAAUUUCAUAUCAACCAUCUUCAACUGCUUCGUUCCUUUCAAUAAUACGUUCAACUGUCAAUUUUUGGAUACCCUCAGAGGCAACAAGUUUAUAACAAAUUUCAAUAUUAAAAGUACCUAUAUUGGAGUAGGAGAUGCGAAUAUCUUGCAAACGUUUUCUCACUCUUUACUAAUGUAUGCUUCUGGUACGACUGCUCAUACACGAAACGUGAAAGAUGCAAAGCAGUGUUCAGACCUCGCCAGAGUACAAAAGUUUUAUAACUUCCAAUGGAUGACUGAUCCUUUAACGGAUACAGGCCAUUGUUAUCGUCAUAGUGUUUAUCUUGAUGAGGCCAUAUCUCCAGCAUUUUUAAUAGAAGGCUAUGAUUUUAAAAACUCAACUUACUCUACUUGGACGGAAUCUGUUUAUGAGUUGGAUGAUCUAAGACUGUUUUUAGUACAAAAAAAAUCGUUUGAGAUGUAUCUGUUCAUAACUGGCUGUAUCAUUACCUUCCUAUCCAUAAUUAUUGCUGGCCGAUGCACAGAAGAUACAUUCAUUAUUGAUGAAGGAGAUCUCAGAGCAGAGCAAGGAGAGCCUCUUUAA
Molecule: messenger RNA, 2100 nt
Organism: Auanema sp. JU1783
Lineage: Eukaryota; Metazoa; Nematoda; Chromadorea; Rhabditida; Rhabditidae
Source: the annotation of a GenBank genome assembly